This is a messenger RNA of Cinara cedri, 6149 nucleotides long. NCBI's taxonomy places the organism in Eukaryota, Metazoa, Arthropoda, Insecta, Hemiptera, Aphididae. The record is from the annotation of a GenBank genome assembly.
UACCUUGCAUUGCCUUCAUCUGGUUCAGCACUGAUGCCAGGCACUGGUUCCUGCAACAGCCGUUGAGUCUCCUUGAGUAUUCUUCGUGGUAGCACAGACAUAUUGCUCAGUAUUUUUUAAAGUGUGAUAAGUGACCGUUACUAAAACUACUACGAGAUUUUCCUACCGUGCGCUGUUGCUGUUGCCUUUUAUUGUAUAAAAAUUUGGUCCUUGCAGUGUUGGUCGUGGUAAGAGUGUGUGUAUUAUUAUCGUCUUUUGUUUUUUUUCAACUCGAUUAUCAAUAAAGUCGAAUGCAGGUAUGUUAUUGUUCGAUGACUACUACAACUACAACUGAUAUUCUAUGCUAUAACCAUGUAUUAUCACGGGUUGCAAACAUGUCCGUGAAAUUCGCUGGAUACGUACAUGGAGUAUUUGAGUAUAAUAGUGAAACAAUAUCGUAUCGACAAAACAAUAAUAAUAAUACGAGUGCACCGGUGUAAAACUGCAAAUAUUUGUUACAAUAUGAUAAAAAAGUAAAAAAAAAAAUACAAUACUAUUUUUUCUGCGCCGAAAAGAAACUAUUUAAGUAAACGCGUGCGUAUUUAGGUACAGUAAAUCACUAUUGAAGUAAUAAUCUACUAGUGCUGCUGUUGGUGAAUUGACAAAAUCAUAAAAUCACGAUUACGAACACUAAUGGAACAAAACUGUACCAAAAUGGCGCGUGGGCAAUUGGUUCCUAACCUGUAUUUUUGGUAAAUCGUUUUUACACAAAACGUUUUGAUAAGUUAUUUUCACGAUUUUACUCAUAGAUAAUAAUAUUAUACACGUUAAUAUAUUAUACUAUAGAUAAAUAUGCAUUGUAUAAAAUAUAAUAUAAUAUUAUAUUAUACUAUGAUUUUACAUACAUUCUAGAGUAGGUUUUUAUGGACCCUAAUGAUCCUAUCAGCUCACAUACGCCAAUAAAAGAUUACUGAAUUUUAAUUUUUAUAAAGAGGACAAAUUAUAGUCAGUACUAAGGAGCUAAAAAUUAAAAUAUAAAUAUAAUACAUUAUAUAUUUUUUUUAAAUAUAUAGCCAGGCUCUCUUAAGAAAGUCUCUAGACAGUCCAGUAGCAGCUAUUAACUAAGUACUAACUUAUUAACUCCAGCCAUUAUUGCGCGCCAACUACUACAAGUUUUUAAUAACGUUUUUAGGUUAUGUAAGUAAAUAUUGUUAUUAUUUUUGUUGUCUGAUAGUACAAUCAUUUAUCUUAUAUUUUGUCAUUAUACUCAAUGAUUUAUACAUAGAUAAAAAUGUAUUGGUACUUUAAUAUCCAAAUUAUAAGAUGUAUAUUAUAUCUUAAUAAUAAUUGAGGAUAGAGAUAUGGAGUUAAUUCUUAUUUUUUAGUUAGUUACAUUAAGUAUGUACAAACGUACAGUAUAAUUGGUCAUACAAUUCGAAAGACCCUUAUAUUAUAUCCGUGAUUCUCAAGUUCUCAACCAAAAACUUAUUAUUAUCGUGAUGUAUGUCACCAAAAAAAUUAUUUUUGAAAAUUAGUAAAUUUAUAUUGUGCGUAUUACAUUGACACGUGACAUAAACAUGACGUUGAAACCAUAUUCGUGGUUCUACUUAUUUAAAUUUAUGCCGGGCGUUUGUAGCUUGUCUAAGAUUAUAGUUUGGUAAUUGAAAAAAAUACAACCGAUAGUACUAGCCGUUGGUACUUAGUGGUAAUAAUUAAAAUAGAGAUUAUUAGUUUUCCUUCUGGUCAAGACAAAAACGACCACUAUGUGGUUAACCAAAAAAUCGGUCACUCUACUAUAUUUAUCAUCGUGCAAAUUAUUUGCUACAUUGCUAUUUCUAUAUGGGUUCUUUUCAUUCGGUUAUAAUGAUACUCGUACGUCAACUCCGAAUGAUAUUCCAUCAAUUAUACGACCGAACCAAAACGACAAUGAGCCCUGGCGGUAAUUAAUUAUUUCAUGUUUUAUAAUAAAGAUGUUAAUCUACUUACUUAAAUACUCAGGAUGGUAUUUAAAUAUACUAUGAAUAAAUUAAAAGAUUGUAUUGUUUAGUAUGUAGGUACUUGAUUCUCCUCGCUUAUACCUAAUGGUAAAUAUUUUUAUAAUACAAAACUAAUGAAUUUGAAUUCUUUAAUUUUGAAAUUUAGUAUGUAUUUUUGAUAUUAUUCAAAUACAAAUUAUUUUUAUAGAUAUUUGUUAUGACUAAAAUUUUGCUUUUUUGAAACAUUUUUGGCAUUAAUAUUUUUGUUUUAGGUUUGACACACAUCGUUUGUAUCAAAACUCAGUGAACAAAGUUGUAUUAAUGGUAAUUGAUGGUAUUCGAUAUGAUUUUUUUACGGAUUCUGAGUUCAAUAUCUACAUGCCAUUUUCUACUGAUCUCAUUAAGCAACACAGAAGUUGUUUGUUUCGUACCAGAGUGAAUGCUCCUACAGUUACAAUGCCUCGUAUAAAAGUAAAGUUAUAUUUUAUAAACUAAAAAAUUGAUUACAAUUAAUUCUGUAUUUACUUAUAAUAUGUUUUGUUUAUUUAACAUUUUUACAGGCAUUGACUACAGGAACUGUCCCAAAUUUUAUUGAUCUUGUAUUAAAUUUGGAUAGUUCAGCAGUUCAACAAGAUAGCAUUAUUUACCAAGCUUGUGCUGCUAAUAAACGAGUUAUAUUUUAUGGAGAUGACACAUGGUUAAAAUUAUUUCCAAAUUCAUUUAUAAGAUUUGAUGGAACUACAUCCUUUUACAUAUCUGAUUACACUGAAGUAAUACUUCAAUACCUAUAUCUGUAUACUUUUUAUGUUAUAUUAAGUAAACAUUGUACUAAGUAGGUAUUAAUUUCUUUAGGUGGAUAACAAUGUCACUCGUCAUUUAGAACACGAAUUAAAACCAACAGCCGAUUGGGACAUAAUGAUACUGCAUUAUUUGGGACUCGAUCAUAUAGGUCAUAUUAGUGGACCUCGAAGUCCGUUGAUGCCAAAUAAAUUAUCUGAAAUGGAUAAUAUUAUUCGCCGUUUAGUAAAUUAUUUGGUAAAUAAUAAUAUAAUUUUUUUUUUUUAAAUUAAUAGGGUUUUAACUGUAUAGGAUUCUGAAGAUUCUGAACUAUCUUCAGUUUUGAUAGUUUGUGGUGAUCACGGAAUGCGUGAUAACGGUGGUCAUGGUGGAUCUUCUGUUGGUGAAGUUACCGUCCCUUUAUUUGUUUAUUUUAAAAAUCAAAAGUGUGGUGGAUCUAUAGAGUAUGUUCAAUUUGUUAUAUAUACUUAAAUAUGUGAUAAUACAUUUUAUUUAUUCUUUUAAAUUGCAAAAAAAAAAAAAAAUAGAGAUGAAAUAAUGCAAAUAGACUUCGUGCCAUCAAUUUCAGUAAUUAUGGGAUUACCAAUACCUUCUGGUAAUACAGGAAAACUUAUUAAUAAAUUUUUAAAAAAUCUUAAUAUCAAUGACAUUCUUUUUGCUUAUUAUUAUAAUACUCAACAAAUGUAUAAGAAUUAUGUUUCAAAAAAAGGAUCAAUAAAUAAAGGUACCUACUUUAAAUUAGAUGUUAAAAUAACUAAAAAAAAUAAAAAUCUGUAGUUGGAAUAAAACUGAAUAGAAUUUGUAUAUUAUAAUUAUUUAAAGAAUAAAAUUGUGUUAUAAUACUUAUUAGUUAUUAUUUAUAUCAGUGUUUAUCAUCUAUAGAUUUUAUGGAGGACUACAAUAAUGCUAUAUUAUAUUAUUAUAAUUGGUUGAAGAAAGAAAGUAAAUCCAUUGAUGAUGUACUUCAUCUUAUUUCUUUAUACGAAUCAGUUUUGAGUGAUAUGAGCAAUUAUUUAGUAGGAUCAAUAGCCAAAUUUGAUGUAUUCCUCAUAAUUGUCUCAAUUGUACUAUCUAUACAGGUAUCUAUAUAAAUUCAAAACUUUUUUUUAUUUUUUAAAUGAUUAUUAAUAUUACCCAUUAUUGUUUUAUAAUUCAAGGUCUGGAUGUUGCUUGUAGACUUUGAUGCUGUGAAUAUCAAAUUUAUUAAAGUGAAUCGUUUAGUAUACCUAAUGUUAAUUCGUUGGGCAGUUUGUGUAUGGCUGCAAUGUAAUAGUGUUUUAUGUGAAUUCACUGCUACAUUUAAUCUCUUGGCCAUUGUCAUUAUUACAAUGUUUAUUAUAAACCUUGGUAGUUUUGGUUGGCCACUUUCUAAAUUUUUUAAUUUAGCGGUAAUUAAUUUUCUUGAAUUUUAUCUUUUUUAUUUCUAAAAUACUUAUUGUUUUUAGAUUGGUGAUAUUGAUGAACAUUUAUUUUAUGUAUUAUCUGGUAUGUUGAUUCAUGUAUUUAGCCUAUUUUCAUCCAGCUAUAUUGAAGAAGAGCACCAGUUGUUGUAUCAUCUAUGGACUGGAUUUUCAGCAAUUCAAGUAUACAAGACUUUUGUUGAGCAUAACUAUACAUUAACAGUUAAGUGGAUAUUUGCUAUGAUUCUCCAUCGCUUUUGCAAAGAUCUUAAUUAUAUUGGUAAUCAAUGGUCAGGACUCUACAGUUUAAGUGAUUGGUUUCGUGAGUUUCAAAAUCAAGGAUAUUUGUCAGCUCUAAUGGCUCUUGGUAAUUUGUAUUCAAAUCAAACAUUUAUUCAAAAUAUUAAUCUUAAAUUUUAAUUUUAGGUCUUUUAAGUAUUUUUUUUGCUUGUAUCAAUAUUUAUAGAUCAGGCAAAAAUAAUAAGCAUUUAGAUGGACUGAGCACAGCUAUAUUUGUUUUAUAUUUUUUGACUUUAUGCAGUGUUUAUAUAUAUAGAGUUGAAACAAAAGAAGUGUCUGUUCCAUUUGGGUUUAACACAUUGUAAUAAUCAUAAUAUACUUAUAAAAAUACUAAAUUAUUUCAAGUAGUAUAUAACUAAUGUAUUGAUAUUUUUAAAGAAAAUUAAUAUUUGGCCUGCGUUCAUGGACCAUCACAUGGUAUUUAUUAAUUGGAUGCCAUAUUAUUGCAUUCAUCAAACAAGCUAAUCAAAAUAAUUGCAAAUGGAAUAAUGCUGUGUGUUCAUUAAUAGUUUUGUUAUUAUUGCGUUUGUCGCUUUUGCUAAGACCACAUAACCUUUUAGUGCCAGCUGUUUUGGUGUAUACAUGCAAACUUAUUAAACUAAAACAUAGAAAUACUUUAACAAUGACAAUACUUCAUUAUUGGUUGUCAUUGAUGUUCUUUUUUUAUCAGGUGAAUAUAGUUUCAUAUAUCAAUAAUAAUAUUAAUAUUAAUUACAUUUUUUUUAUUUCAAUAUAACUGACUUAGUCAAAGUAUGUACAUUUUUGAUCUAAUUGCUUGUUUUUAAUAACAAAUAAUAUUAUUAUUAUUUUUAGGGUAAUUCAAACAGUGUCGGCACAUUAGACAUAGUGCCUGGAUAUAUUGGUCAAACGAGUUAUGAUCCACUUGUUGCAGGAAUUCAUAUUCUUACUCAUACAUUUGGUUUUCCAAUGCUGGUUUAUUUAUUCCUAGUACUUGAUCAAAAGUAAAAUAUUACUUGUAUCAUUUAUGUAGAUUUGUAACUAAUUUGAUUUGAAUAUUAUAGGUUUUCAGGACUUCAAAAACUUUUUACAUUGACUGUUACUCAAUCAUGUGUGUAUAACAUUGUUAUUUUAUUGUUCCGCAACCAUUUAUUUAUAUGGUCAGUGUUUUCUCCAAAACUUUUGUACAUUGCUACAUUUACAUCUAUAACGUAUAUGUUUUCUGCAUUUAUUGUAAUUUUAUUAACUUUAUGCAGAACGUAGCAAAUUAAGACUUUAAAAAAAAAUGAACUCUAGUACUUUUGUUACAUUUUAUGUGCAAUGGGUAUGUAAUUAUAUUAUUUUAAUAAUGACUCUUGUUAUUUCCAAACUAUUUUUACCAUUGUAUUUAAGUUUAAGAUAUAAAACAUAUUGUGUUAGGUCACAUUAAUAUUCAAAUUUUACUUCAUAGAGUUUAUCAUAAAUUAUUUUAUACAUUAUACAAGUAUAUCACUGGAUUUAGUUUAAUUUUUCAUUAGCUAUAAUUUGAAUAUUUUGAAUUGACUGUAACACUAAGUAAAUAAUUAUUCCAAAGAAUUAUUUAGUCUUAUUCAAAUGAAAAACUGUAUGGUACCUAUGAUAAUCUGUGUUAUUAUUUUGAUUGUUAACUAAUAAAUAAUGUUUAUUAUUUAUCUAUUAAUUUAUAUAUCAUAUAAAUGAAUUUAUGUAUCACUCAAGUUUGUCAUAUAGAUCAUGAUAC